Bombus pyrosoma is the source of this 2086-nucleotide messenger RNA. RefSeq names its product V-type proton ATPase subunit B (gene Vha55). NCBI's taxonomy places the organism in Eukaryota, Metazoa, Arthropoda, Insecta, Hymenoptera, Apidae. The transcript has 4 exons. Gene Ontology annotation, cellular component: proton-transporting V-type ATPase, V1 domain. Gene Ontology annotation, molecular function: ATP binding; proton-transporting ATPase activity, rotational mechanism. The coding region runs from base 67 to 1554 and encodes 495 amino acids. The record is from RefSeq and is a predicted model, not a curated record. Gene Ontology annotation, biological process: proton transmembrane transport; ATP metabolic process.
AAUAGUAGCAGCAGUACCUUCUGCUGUUUGACCGACGUAACAUACCAAGAAGAUUCACUCGUCAAAAUGUAUUCGAAAAGUAUUGGGGAACGUCAAGCCACUAAGGAACAUGUUUUAGCUAUUUCAAGAGAUUUUAUUUCACAGCCACGGCUUACGUACAAAACUGUGUCAGGUGUAAAUGGGCCAUUGGUAAUAUUGGAUGAAGUCAAAUUCCCAAAGUUUGCAGAAAUUGUUCAAUUGAAGCUUGCUGAUGGAUCCAUGAGAUCUGGUCAAGUAUUGGAAGUAUCUGGGUCUAAAGCUGUUGUUCAGGUAUUUGAGGGUACUUCUGGCAUUGAUGCAAAAAAUACUCAUUGUGAAUUUACUGGUGACACUCUUCGGACCCCUGUGUCCGAAGAUAUGCUGGGCCGUGUCUUUAAUGGAUCUGGAAAACCAAUUGACAAAGGCCCUCCUAUCCUUGCGGAAGAUUUCUUGGACAUUGAAGGUCAACCAAUUAAUCCAUGGUCACGUAUCUAUCCUAAAGAAAUGAUUCAAACUGGCAUCUCUGCUAUUGAUGUUAUGAAUUCUAUUGCUCGUGGACAGAAGAUCCCCAUUUUCUCUGCCGCAGGUUUACCACACAAUGAGAUUGCUGCACAAAUUUGUCGUCAAGCUGGUCUUGUAAAAUUACCUGGGAAGUCAGUUUUAGACUCUCAUGAAGACAACUUCGCUAUUGUAUUUGCUGCUAUGGGUGUGAACAUGGAAACUGCUCGUUUCUUCAAGCAAGAUUUUGAAGAGAAUGGUUCUAUGGAGAAUGUAUGCCUCUUCUUGAAUUUGGCUAAUGAUCCUACUAUUGAAAGAAUCAUUACUCCACGUCUGGCUCUGACUGCAGCUGAAUUUUUGGCUUAUCAAUGCGAAAAACAUGUUUUAGUCAUACUUACUGAUAUGUCCUCUUAUGCCGAGGCUCUACGAGAAGUAUCAGCUGCUCGUGAAGAAGUUCCGGGACGACGUGGUUUUCCCGGUUACAUGUAUACCGAUUUAGCAACUAUAUAUGAACGAGCUGGUAGAGUAGAAGGUCGUAAUGGUUCCAUCACUCAGAUUCCAAUUUUAACUAUGCCGAACGAUGAUAUUACUCACCCUAUUCCUGAUUUAACUGGAUAUAUUACUGAGGGACAAAUAUAUGUUGAUCGUCAACUUCAUAAUAGACAAAUUUAUCCACCUGUUAAUGUACUUCCUUCACUGUCUCGUCUUAUGAAAUCCGCUAUUGGUGAAGGGUGGACGCGAAAAGAUCACUCUGACGUGUCUAAUCAAUUGUAUGCAUGUUACGCCAUUGGAAAAGAUGUACAAGCUAUGAAAGCUGUUGUUGGUGAAGAAGCUUUAACACCAGAUGAUUUACUAUAUUUAGAGUUCCUUUCAAAGUUCGAGAAGAACUUCAUUUCUCAGGGAAGUUACGAAAAUCGUACAGUCUUUGAAUCACUGGAUAUUGGUUGGCAAUUAUUACGUAUCUUCCCUAAGGAGAUGCUGAAACGAAUUCCUACUAACAUUCUCGCUGAAUUUUAUCCAAGAGACUCGCGUCAUUAAUUUCUCCAAUGAUUAAAUUUUUCCUCUUCCAAAUUCCAUAAAAAAAGUUGUAAAUGAAAAAGAUGGAAAAAGGUCUGACCUUUUUAUAAUUAAAUCGAAAAAGAAUUAAGUAUUUAUAAAAUUUCGAAAACACAUAUUGUUAAAAUUACAAUACUUUUGUUAAUCAAAUCUCAAAUAUAAUUGAAAUUAUUAUGUUUUGAUAAAUUAAAUUAAUAUGAUAAAUUGCUGGACAAUAAUGAUAAAUAUGUAUUGGUACAGAACUUAAAUCUAAAAGGUCAGAACCCCGUUGUACGAUUUAACGUUAACCCUAUAUCGUUGAAAUCAAAUUUUAACAAUGUAUUGUGUUUUAUGCGAAUAAUCACUUAUGAGAAGUGAUCGUGUAAAGUGUAAUAUAUUAUUCAGUAUUAACAUAGAAAAAGAAAUAUGAUUGUAUAACACUUUAUAUUUUUCGGUCCUACAUUCCAAUAUCAAGUUGUCAUCUGUAGAAAUGUUAUUACUCAAUUAAAAGAAAUAAAUAUUAAAUGUUAUUUAA